AAUCCCACCUCCCACCUCUCCAGUCUCCGCAGCACUCAAAUGUGGAGCAAAAACCAGGAAGAUGACCACCACAUAGCCAUGGUUGCCGAGAAACCUAGGGAGGACUGAGGAGAUCUUCUUCCUCUAUAGCCUGAACCGCCCGAGAUCGACCGGCAAGGAGUCAAAGGAAUCCAAGAAGAAGCCCAGGGCCGGCGGCCAUGGUGGAGAGGAGGCGGAGGUACUGUUCCUGCUCUAGCCAUGGCUUGUCGCUGCCGCUACUGCUGCUCUCCUUCUUCUCCUUCUUGCGCCUACAUGCUUCCUUCGCCGCCACCGCGGCCGCCGCCCCACCCCUUCGUCUAAACAGCACACAAGAAUCCAUCUUGAGGGAUCUCUCCCGCGGCGAGCGCAUAGCCGGGUGGAACACAACCGCCUCGAAUCCGUGCCUGUGGAGCGGAAUCGCUUGCUCUCCUUCCGAUUCCACCUCGUUCUCCGCGGUGACCGGCAUCGCCUUGUCCGGCUACGGCAUUUCCAACUCCUCCGUCUUCGCCUCGAUAUGCGCUCUUGACACCCUGCUGUCCCUCGAUCUCUCGAGAAACUCCCUCGCCGAUCUGGGUUACCGAUUCCUCGGCCCCUCUUGCUCCAUGAAGGAAGGGCUGCGGUCACUCAAUCUGAGCAGCAACCAGCUCGCCGCUUCGCUCGCCGAUCUAUCCGGCUUCCCCAGGCUGGAGGUUCUCGAUUUGUCCUUCAACCACGUGCGUGGAAAUCUGAGCACCGAGCUGGGCAGAUUCCCCCAGUUGAGAAGCCUGAACCUUAGCACCAACGGGUUGAAUGGCGGUGUCCCCACAAGCAUGGUACUCUCUCUGGAGGAGCUGGUGCUGUCUGGCAAUCAUUUGAGGGGUCCAAUUCCACCCGGUAUGUUCGGCUACGCAGAUCUUGUUAUGCUGGAUCUCAGCCAGAACAAUCUAACUGGUGAUGUCCCUGAUGAGUUCUGGAAGCUCGACAAGCUCGAGACGUUGCUGCUUUCAGGUAAUGGGCUGAGUGGGGCAAUACCUGGGAGACUGCCGAACUCGACGACGAUGUCCCGGUUCGCGGCCAACCAGAACAAGUUCACCGGCUCGAUCCCGAGUGGGAUUACCGAGCAUGUGAAGAUGUUGGAUUUAAGCUACAACAAGCUGAGUGGGAAGAUCCCCUCUGAUCUACUCGCGUCUCCGGUGUUGGAGACCAUUGAUCUCACUAGUAACAGCCUUGAAGGGCCCAUUCCAGGGAACUUUUCUGCCAAGCUCUUCCGCCUCCGGCUUGGCAUGAACUUGCUGACUGGGAGCAUUCCAGACUCCAUAGGUGAUGCUUCCAAGUUGGCUUAUCUUGAGUUGGAUCACAAUAGUUUGACAGGUUCUAUACCUCCCCGGCUUGGCGAAUGCAGUGAGUUGGCUCUCUUGAAUCUGGCAUCAAAUGGUUUGCAUGGUCAAGUACCUGAUCAGAUCAGCACCCUGGAGAAGCUAGUAGUUCUGAAGCUCCAAAUGAACAACCUCAGCGGAUCUAUCAGAAGUACCUUUUCUUCUCUUACAAGCCUGAGCAUAUUAAAUCUUAGUCGGAAUUCAUUCACCGGAGAGAUACCGCAGAGUGUGGAUCAGUUAUCAAAGCUCUCCAACAUGAACCUUGCAGGCAACAAGAUUAGUGGUCCCAUUCCACCCUCAGUUGGUUCACUGCAAUUUCUAAUCGAACUCAAUCUGGGGGAUAAUUUCCUGACUGGUACCAUCCCGAAAAUGCCAGUCAGCUUGAGCACAUCUCUUAAUAUUAGUCAUAACAACCUUAGUGGUUCUAUUCCCUCAAACAUUGGGUCUUUAAAAGAGUUAGAGAUCCUUGAUCUUUCUUACAACAGUUUGUCUGGUACAGUGCCAUCCCCACCUGACUUGCCACCAAGCUUGACGCUGUUGGUGCUUUCCUAUAAUCAGCUUACUGGGUACUUUCAGGCGCCUCCGCAUGUUGUAGUCAGUACCACUGGAAAUCCUGGCCUUACAACUGCAAGUGAUACAGAUGAUGAUGGCAUCCCCUCUGAUGGUAAAAAGAAGAACCAUGCUGUUCUGAUUACUAUCUUUGCUAUUGUCGGUGCUCUUGUCGGAUUAUGCUUGCUUGCCACUGUUAUUAUGUUCUCAUUAUCCAAGAGGAUUUAUCGCGUUGAAGAUAUAGGACCGCCACCAGAGCAAGUCCUUCCUCAAAUCAUCAAUGGGCACCUCAUAACAAUGAACAGCAUCCACACCACUGCAAUUGACUUAAGUUAUGCAAUGGAAGCAGUCUCCAGUCCCGCCAACAUAUUUCUGAAGACAAGGUUCUGCACCUACUACAAGGCUGCGAUGCCAAAUAGGUCAAUCUACUCUGUGAAGAAGCUUGACUGGAGUGACAAGAUAUUCCAAAUUGGGAGCCAAGAGAAAUUUGGUCAUGAACUUGAGGUACUUGGUAAACUAAGCAAUUCCAACGUCAUGGUGCCAUUGGCCUAUGUCUUGACAGAAAACAAUGCAUACCUACUGUAUGAGCAUGCAUACAAGGGCACGGUAUUCGACUUACUGCAUGAUGGAAGGUCAGAUGGUCUGGACUGGCCCUCACGGUAUAGCAUUGCUUUGGGAGUGGCCCAAGGGCUGACCUUUCUUCAUGGGCGCACUCAGCCAGUUCUGCUUCUUGAUUUGUCAACAAGAACUAUCCAUUUGAAGUCAGUGAAUGAGCCUCAGAUUGGAGAUAUUGAGCUUUACAAAAUUAUUGAUCCUUCCAAAAGUAGUGGAAGCCUUUCAACUAUUGCUGGUACAGUUGGUUAUAUUCCUCCAGAGUAUGCAUACACCAUGAGGUUGACGAUGGCAGGCAAUGUUUAUAGCUUUGGAGUUAUUUUACUGGAGCUCUUGACAGGGAGACCAUCGGUCAGCGACGGCACGGAGCUAGCCCAGUGGGCUCUCAGUCUUUCAGUUAGGCCUGAGCAAAGGGAGCAGGUCCUUGACACCAGAGUCUCAAGAACUUCAGUUGGUGCUCACAGCCAGAUGUUAUCGGUUCUGAAUAUCGCCCUCUCCUGCGUCUCCUUCUCUCCAGAUGCUCGACCCAAAAUGCGCAACGUCUUGAGGUUGCUCGUCAAUGCAAAGUGAAUGUGAACCAAAGCCAAGCAAUCAGUUUUGGUGAACUUAGAUAAGUUCUGAAUGGAGUCUUGACAUUUGCUUAGUUCACGGAUGUCAAUAUACACGUGAUCAUUGUAUAGUUACCAUAGGUUAUGAUCUGGUGAUUAGUUUGAGUUGUUAGGUAUAUCCUAUUUCUGGAGUGUAAUCGCUACGAUUUUCUGGGCUGUAAACAUCACAGCGAUGGUUAUUAGCAAACCCGGUUGCUUUGCUUUCUGCCUAA
Molecule: messenger RNA, 3354 nt
Organism: Lolium perenne
Lineage: Eukaryota; Viridiplantae; Streptophyta; Magnoliopsida; Poales; Poaceae
Biological process (GO): protein phosphorylation
Molecular function (GO): protein kinase activity; ATP binding; receptor serine/threonine kinase binding
Source: RefSeq, a predicted model, not a curated record